This is a messenger RNA of Pyrenophora tritici-repentis Pt-1C-BFP, 2907 nucleotides long. RefSeq names its product Add, Adenosine deaminase. Lineage: Eukaryota; Fungi; Ascomycota; Dothideomycetes; Pleosporales; Pleosporaceae. The record is from RefSeq and is a predicted model, not a curated record. Gene Ontology annotation, molecular function: AMP deaminase activity. Gene Ontology annotation, biological process: IMP salvage; AMP metabolic process. Gene Ontology annotation, cellular component: cytosol.
AUGUUGCCGCCAGGAGCCUUUUCUGCCGACGGAGAUGGGUCGCCCGACUUUGGUCCCGCCCACGAUGACCAGAUGCUUUCCUCAGAGGAAGAGGAGCUGGGCCUUGACUACUCAGACCCCGAAGCUGGAGACGGCACCGAACUGAAGCACGGUGCGACUGCAGCGGCGGAUGCGAGCGCCGACGAGGAUGGCAAUGGCAUGCUUCCCCGCGACAAGCAGCGCCGAACCGCCUUUUAUGACUAUACGGCUGACAAGCAAAUGAGCCACACCGAGGCCAAGCAGUUCUACCAGCGUCAUCAGCUCGAGACUCAGUAUGGGGGUUCACAGGCGGGAGACGUGUAUAGCCCUGCCAUGCGGGCAAAGACGUUUCCCGUCACCAUGGGCGCCACAGAUGGCGUUGACUUUCUCAGCACAGCUGAGAGCGUGCGGUCGCGGAAGAGCAACGUGAGCCAUGCCCACCAAGGGCACCGGUCCAACCUACCCAUCGGCUUGUCACACACAGAACAGUCACAGGAGCCACGCCGGCACAUGACUCAACAUGGCGCCAAUGCUGCAGGUACCUACGACGACGGUGACACCUUUCUGCAUGCCGAUCAAAAGGCUCGUUCGCAUGCCCAGCACCCCGCCCUCCCGCACGAGGAAAAGCCUCUUCUGGCUGAAGAAGGUAUACACGGCGCAGGCGCAGGUAUUGGUGUUGGAACAGGAGCCGGAGGCUUUGCCAUGUCGGAUUCCAGCAUCACAGCGGAGCUUAGCUCAAUCUACACAAACAUCCAAAAGGUGCUGGACCUACGUCACAAGUAUAUUCGCUUGUCUUUGCAACGCAGCUUCGACAACCCCAAAGAUGACCCCGCUUGGCGCAUCUACCCAUCUCCCCCUGAACCCGUAUGGAACGACCUUUCCAAGGAGCGCCGCAACGCAGGCACUAGCAGCAUGCAGAAUAGUGGCGUUUUGGAGCCAUCUGAGCCACCUAAACCACCUCGCAAAAUGGGUACCAACAUUGGCGAGGACUUUCACUUGGAAGAAUGUUUGCCAGUACCGGGUCCUGGAGAGAUGUCGUUUCGUCUGGACGAUAGCGGUGUAUAUCAAGUGUAUGAGACGGCCAAAUCCGCUGAGCUCGACACGCCUAUUGUGUCUAUUCCCACAUUGCGUGAAUUUUACAUCGAUCUCGACUCAAUCCUUGACAUUUCCUCGGAUGGUCCUAGCAAAAGCUUUGCUUUCCGUCGGCUGCAGUAUCUGGAGGGAAAGUUUAACCUUUACUACUUGCUGAAUGAGUACCAAGAGACGGCCGACACGAAAAAGGUCCCCCAUAGAGAUUUCUACAACGUGCGAAAAGUCGACACUCACGUUCACCAUUCGGCGUGCAUGAACCAAAAGCAUUUAUUGCGCUUUAUCAAGUCCAAGAUGAAGAAGUCGCCAGAUGAAGUAGUCUUGUUCCGUGACGGCAAGCAUCUCACACUGAGAGAAGUGUUUGAAUCGAUUAAUCUGACAGCCUACGAUUUGAGUAUCGACACAUUGGACAUGCACGCGCACACGGAUUCGUUCCAUCGUUUCGACAAGUUCAAUCUAAAGUACAACCCCAUUGGCGAGUCACGUUUACGAACCAUCUUUCUCAAGACAGACAACUUUGUCAAGGGCCGAUAUCUAGCUGAGAUUACUAAGGAAGUCAUUUCGGAUCUGGAGGCGAGCAAGUACCAAUUCGUCGAGUGGCGCAUCUCAAUCUAUGGCCGCGACAUUGACGAGUGGGAUAAACUUGCAGCCUGGGUGGUUGAUAACAAGCUCUUUUCGCCCAACGUACGCUGGCUCAUCCAGGUCCCUCGUCUGUUUGACGUGUACAAAGCCACUGGUCUCAUGGACAACUUCCAACAAGUCAUUGUCAAUGUCUUCCAGCCUCUGUUCGAAGUCACCAAAGAUCCCUCAAGUCACCCCAAGCUACACAUCUUCCUGCAAAGGGUCAUUGGUUUCGAUAGUGUCGAUGAUGAGAGCAAAGUCGAGCGGCGUGUGUACCGAAAGUUCCCAUUUCCAAACGAGUGGUCCACAAAGCAGAAUCCUCCGUACAGCUACUGGAUGUAUUACUUGUUCGCCAACAUGUCAUCGCUCAACGUUUGGAGGAAACAACGAGGCUUCAACACGUUCCUUCUCCGCCCACAUUGCGGAGAGGCUGGUGACACUGACCAUUUAGCAGCAGCAGUUCUUUGCUGCCACAGUAUCAGUCACGGUCUCUUACUUCGAAAGGUGCCUCUUCUCCAAUACAUUUUCUAUCUCGAGCAGAUUGGUGUUGCCAUGUCUCCAUUAAGCAACAACGCGCUCUUUCUUGCAUACGAGCGAAACCCUUUCUUGAGCUACUUUAGACGCGGCCUCAACGUCUCGCUCUCAACAGACGACCCCCUCCAAUUCGCAUUCACCAAAGAGCCGCUCAUCGAAGAAUACUCCGUCGCCGCGCAAAUCUACAAACUAAGCGCCGUAGACAUGUGCGAGCUAGCCAAACACUCCGUCGAGCAGAGCGGCUUCGAACACGUCGUCAAGCAAAAAUGGCUAGGAGGGAACUACCAUCUCCCCGGCGUCGCCGGAAACGACAUGGCGCGAUCGAACGUACCCAGCAUCCGCGAAGCCUUCCGCCACGAAACCCUCAUGGGAGAACUAGCCAUGAUCGACCGCUACACGCGCGCCGCCCAAUCCGCACUCACACGCUCCAACCUCCAACCCGGCGUCCCGCAAACUCCCAAAUCUUUCCCCCAAGGUCCCACUUCCCCCACCAACCCUUCCGCCACUGACCCAGCAUCUCAACCCCUGUUUUCCAGACUCCCCCCUGCAAUGGCCUCGCGCCUUAAACCCGCUGCUACACCUUCUGUCGUCACAGACUCGGCUAGUCUACUAGGCCACGCGCCUUCUUCUCCCCCCGACACUUAG